Molecule: messenger RNA, 3632 nt
Organism: Cynoglossus semilaevis (tongue sole)
Lineage: Eukaryota; Metazoa; Chordata; Actinopteri; Pleuronectiformes; Cynoglossidae
Gene: cpxm2
Product: carboxypeptidase X (M14 family), member 2
Exons: 15
Coding region: 875-3103 (742 amino acids)
Biological process (GO): proteolysis
Molecular function (GO): metallocarboxypeptidase activity; zinc ion binding
Source: RefSeq, a predicted model, not a curated record
AGGAGAAAAUAGCUUCAUGAGGAGCAGACAGCACUGACAUGAUUAGCUGUGACACAUGGUGCAGAGCUCCAUCCCUGCGUUGGAACACGCCCAGGUGAUCCUCAGAGAGUCGGUUCAGAUUGCUGCCCGUUUCCUAAUGUGUAAAUGAGUGUGGGGACUGGGCGGGUGUGGACUAAAAUGAGGACAGCUUCAGGUGAUGUAGGAGCAAUUAUUAUUUCAGUGAAAGGACAUAUGUGACAUCAUCGGUCUUUUCAGGCAACAAGUGACUUUUCCCAACAGUUACACACCAACUAAAAAGAACAGAGCUCUGCUCUUGUACCCAGAAUUGUAAACUGGAGCCCAUUCUAGGUUUCUGAGUAAAUUCUUUUACAGAGAAGAGGAACGUUUCCUCUGGUCAGAGCUGCUGCCGACAGAGGAGGGGAGGAGAUGGAAAUGAAAGUGGAUCCUCCAUAUGUCAACACAGGUUUCCCAGAGACAUUUAUGUCCUCAUUUGACUUACAUCAUCAUCAGUGCAACGAGUGCAACGGCUGGGCUAAGAUCUGAAGUGUGCAAGAGAUAAAAGGACGCUCUUUUAAGUCACCUGCCAACAUCAGGUGACGGCCGAUCCACUGCGUCUGAGUUUGUUUCCCUGCUCUCUUGGGUUUUUUUCUUUCACCCUCCCUCGCUGCAUUUUCUCCAGGCUGAUGCUUCCAUGGACCCUCUGGCUCCUCUGCUUUCGUCAGUAACUUGGAGCGCUCUGAGAACUUUGUCAACUCCCCGUAUUGGAGUGGGAAGGGAGAGGAAAAGGGAGCAGUUGAUGGGGCGCAGCCCAGCAGCUGCAGGCUCCUCUGGAGACGGCAUCAGGACUCUUAGCUGGAGUUAAUUCCCCCGGGUCAUGACGAGGCAGCGUCUAAUCCUCCUCACCCCCCUGGCCCUGCUAGGACUCCUGGUGGGGCUUGCUGACCCCAACCCUGACACGAUGGGUGAGGAUGAGGAUUACUACAUGCAGGAGCUGCUGACAAGAGAACAGCACAACCAGGUGCAAAUGCUGGAGAAGCCUGUGGCCUCGCUACCUGACAGAUAUGACCAUUCUGGCCGCAGCGCUGCCAGGACGGUCCCCAAAGGAAAGGAGGACAGGAGUACAGCUGAUGCAAAAUCAGUGAACAACAAAAAGUCAGAGAAGAACAAAAAGAGCAUCUUAAAAACCCCAGACGGCAACACAGAUGGAGGACAGUACAACUCAAUAAAAGACGAAUGCCCUCCGAUGGGACUGGAGACGUUGAAAAUUGAUGACUUCCAGCUUCAUGCUUCAAGUACCAAACGCUACGGUCUUGGUGCACACAGAGGUCGACUCAAUAUUCAGGCAGGCCUCUAUGAAGAUGACCUCUACGAUGGGGCCUGGUGUGCAGGCAGAAAUGACCCGCUGCAGUGGUUCGAAGUGGACGCCAGGAGGCUGACCAAGUUCACAGGGGUCAUCACACAAGGCAGGAGCUCCCUCUGGUCGAGUGACUGGGUGACCUCAUACAAGGUGAUGGUGAGCAAUGACAGCCACACCUGGGUGAUGCUGAAGAACGGCUCCAAAGACUUGAUCUUCAGCGCCAACAGGGAAAAAGAGAUCCCAGUCCGGAACGUCUUCAGGACACCAGUGGUCGCUCGGUAUAUCCGGGUCAACCCUCGCUCUUGGUUCAACAGCGGAAGCAUCUGUAUGAGGGUGGAGAUCCUUGGUUGUCCUUUGCCAGAUCCCAACAACUAUUACCACAGACGCAACGAAGUCAUAACAUCAGACGACUUGGACUUCAGACAUCACAGCUACAAAGAGAUGAGGCAGCUCAUGAAGGUGGUGAAUGAGAUGUGCCCCAACAUCACCCGCAUCUAUAACAUAGGAAAGAGUCAGAGCGGCCUGAAGCUGUACGCCAUAGAGAUUUCUGACAACCCUGGAGAGCACGAAGUUGGUGAACCAGAGUUUCGAUACACAGCGGGCUCCCAUGGUAAUGAGGUUCUGGGACGAGAGCUGCUCCUCCUGCUGAUGCAGUUCAUGUGCCUGGAGUAUUUGUCUGGCAACCAGCGCAUUCGUCACCUGGUGCAUGAGACUAGAAUCCAUCUGUUGCCAUCUGUCAACCCCGAUGGGUACGAGAAAGCCUUUGAAGCGGGUUCUGAACUCAGUGGCUGGUCUCUGGGUCGAUGGAGCAAUGAUGGAAUAGACAUACAUCAUAACUUCCCAGACCUCAACUCCAUACUGUGGGAAUCAGAGGCCAGGAAAUGGAUCCCUCGCAAAAUGCUCAACCACCACGUGUCCGUCCCAGAGUGGUACCAGUCUUCGAAUGCCUCGGUUGCCUUGGAGACGAGGGCUCUUAUAGCCUGGAUGGAGAAGAUGCCCUUUGUGCUGGGUGGCAACCUUCAGGGAGGGGAGCUGGUGGUGACAUUUCCCUACGACAAAACCCGCUCCCAGGGAGUGACCAGGGAGCAGACCCCUACCCCUGAUGACCACGUCUUCCGGUGGCUGGCCUUCUCCUAUGCGUCCACCCACCGCCUCAUGACUGACGCCAGCCGACGAGUCUGCCAUACAGAAGACUUUGCCAAAGAAGACGGCACCAUCAACGGGGCUUCCUGGCACACGGCAGCCGGCAGUAUGAAUGAUUUCAGCUAUUUGCACACCAACUGCUUUGAGUUGUCGAUGUAUGUGGGAUGUGAUAAAUUCCCUCAUGAAAAUGAGCUGCCUGAGGAGUGGGAGAACAAUCGCGAGUCUCUUCUCGUCUUCAUGGAACAGGUGCAUCGUGGGAUCAAAGGUGUGGUGCGGGACCUACAAGGUCGUGGAAUAGCCAACGCCAUCAUCUCCGUGGAAGGAAUCGGCCAUGAUAUUCGCACAGCUGCUGAUGGCGACUACUGGCGUCUCCUCAACCCCGGAGAGUACAGGGUGACGGCCAGGGCGGACGGCUACAGCCUAGUUAGUAAGAAAUGUGAGGUGGGCUACGACAUGGGCGCCACCCGGUGUGACUUCACCAUCGGUCGCACCAACCUCUCACGGAUCAAAGAAAUAAUGGAAAAAUUCAACAAGCAGCCCAUCAGGCUGCCCAUGAGGCAGCUCCAAGCUCGCGGCUCCAGACAAAGACGUCUGGGAACUUAGUGAUGGAGUUGGAGGAAACCAGACGUAGAAAUAAUAGAAAUAAUAUUAUCAGCUCUGAGAAGACUGGAAAAUAAUCCACUGCUGUCAGAGGAAUUUAAAAUGUGGACUAAUUUAAAAUAUUUUGUUUGUUUUGCUCUAUAAGCUCGUGAUACUUCUAUCAUCUCAACAUUUGUCAGUAUUCAGUAGCAGAGAUAAGAUCUGCCGAGAGCUAAAUAUGUUUUUCCUUUUAUUUUGUAACAAUAAGAAAAUCUGUCACCUUGACGUAACACAGAUAAGGAACUUUGAAAUAAAAACAAGAAAAAGGGAAAACCAAACUUUCAGAGAGGAGAAUUGUUACAACAUUCCAGACAAACAGCUGUUACUUACAAACCUAUUAACUUAUAUAACUCUAUGUAAACCAUUACAGACUUUUAUUACAUGCACUUCUACCAUUUUUGGACUCAGUGACAUUUGUUUGUGUCGCUGAUUGUUUUGUCUUUUUUUUAUUAACUUUAGUUUCGGCAAGAUAUUAAAUAAAGACUAUAUUUGC